ACGAUAUAAAAAUAAUAUCUCAAUAAUGACCACCAUUUCCCAUUUUCAUUCCCACUCAAAUCAAAUGAUCUAUCUCACUUCCCCUCACUUUCCCGGAAAAUUCUGAAUACUUCGUCGGAAAAUCUGCCGAUCCAUGGCGUCCUCUUCGAGCACACAGCCACCGGCCGAAGAAACGAGGAACUGGCUCGAACUGCCGCGAGACGUGACGGCGAUGAUACUGCACAAGCUUGGAGCGAUCGAGAUACUGACUAGCGCACAGAAGGUGUGUAUGACGUGGCGUAUGAUCUGCAAAGACCCUGCGAUGUGGAGGACCAUCGACAUGCACAAUUUGGGGGACGAUGGGGACAUGGAUUACGAUCUCGAGAAGAUGGCGAGGCACGCCAUCGAUCGCAGUUGUGGACAGUUGGUCGACAUCAAUAUCGAGUAUUUCGGAACCGAUGAGCUUGUUCAGUACAUCAUUGAGCGGACCAGUCAACUUAGAUGUCUUCGUCUUAUCUGUUGCUUAUGCAUUUCAUCUUAUGGCUUGUGUGAAGCUGCUAAAGGACUACCAUUGUUAGAAGAGCUUCACAUGUAUCUCUGCCAUGAUGUUCCAAAAGAAGCUCUUGAAGCUUUUGGUCGCUGUUGUCCUCUGCUAAAGUCAUUUUCAUUAAACAACAUAGGGUGGAGAAGCAAGGUAAUUGAAAUAGAGUUUGACGACGAAGCGCUAGUAGUUGCAGGAAACAUGCCUGAAUUACGCAACCUUAAACUCUUUGGAAAUAGGAUGACAAAUGUUGGACUGCAGGCGAUUCUUGAUGGUUGUCCUCACCUUGAAUCCCUUGACCUGCGGCAGUGUUUCAAUGUUGAUCUUGAAGGGGAUUUGGCAAAAGGACUUUAUAAGAAGAUCAAAUAUCUACAACUUCCUAACGAUUCCACUGAAGCCUAUGAAUUUGGUGCUCAAUUUUACGAUGCGGACUCAUUUGGUGAUGAGAGCCCUUCUGAAUUAUACGACUCCUCUGAUUAUGAUUGCUCUUGUGAAAUCGAUGGUGACAGUGACUUUGAUUAUGAUGACUUCACAAAAAUCCCUGGCGGCAGCAACUUUUCUGACUUUGAGGAGCCCUUUUUAUCUUAGUUGUUGUCUUUGAAAACUAUCAAUUAUGAGGAAACCCAUGGUAUGUGUGUGGUGUGUGUUUGCCCCCCUCAUCCUCCUUUGCAAUUUUAAAGCUUAUUAGUAGCAGCUACUUGCUUGGUAGUUCAAACUUUUAGUAUAUCCAGUCAAGACACUACUUUCAUGAUGGUGGUAGAAGUUGAUUUUGUUGGCAUUUUGCUCAUCUGGAUAAGAUUGCUGAAAUGGUGUUGCAGUCUGAUGCAGUGCUUGAAUAAGUUGCUGUUGAUCAGAGUUAAUUUCAUCAUCUUUCUUUAUGAACAUGAGCUUACUUUGUGUACCCAUGGGGACUUCAGCUUUGUAGAAGAUAUUUGUUUAUUACUAUCUCUUUGUUAUGUCUA
Messenger RNA from Cornus florida, 1482 nucleotides. Its product is annotated as F-box protein SKIP19-like. NCBI's taxonomy places the organism in Eukaryota, Viridiplantae, Streptophyta, Magnoliopsida, Cornales, Cornaceae. Bases 134 to 1108 code for a protein of 324 amino acids. The record is from RefSeq and is a predicted model, not a curated record. The transcript is spliced from 2 exons. Gene Ontology annotation, molecular function: protein binding.